AUGUCGCCUUAUUCUCAUUGCGUCUCAUGCUGGACCUUGGGAAAAGCGAACAAAAGCGUGGUAAAAGACAUGAAAGGCAAGUUCGGUAGCGUUUCGAGGAGAGGGAGACUUGGGUACGAGAUGAUAUCGAGGUCUCAACAGAGUUGUUGGGUUCACUUACCGCCGGAGCUUUUAAGGGAAGUGUUGAUGAGAAUUGAGGCGUCGGAAGAUACAUGGCUUCCGAGGAGAAAUGUGGUUACUUGUGCUGGUGUGUGUAAGAAUUGGAGGGAGAUUAUGAAAGAGCUCGUGAAAUCCCCAGAAGUUUCGGGCAAGCUGACGUUCCCUAUUUCGUUGAAGCAGCCAGGUCCCAAGGACUCCAUUUUCCAGUGUUAUAUAAAGCGGAGUCGCACCAUGCUAAACCACACGUAUUAUCUUUAUUUGAGCUUAAACGAUGCUUCAACUGAUAAUGGCAAGUUUCUUCUUGCUGCCAAAAAGUGUAGACGCGCAACAUGCACGGACUACAUCAUCUCCUCAAACCCUAAAGAUGUAUCUGAAGCGAACAGUGCCUUCGUUGGGAAGCUGAGAUCAAAUUUUCUAGGCAACACAUUUACGGUUUACGAUUCUCAACCAGCCGAUACCGAAUGUCGUUCCACCAAAGUUCCUGCUGGCAACAAUUCUGUGGCUCACAUUGCUUACGAGCUGCACGUCAUGGGUUCCAAUGUAUCAAGGAGAUUGCAAUGUGUAAUGGACGCAAUCCCUGCCAGUGCUGUUAAGCCUGCGCAGAUUGAAUUUGUUGAUAUCAAUUUAAAUAGUAUGCCAUCUCUCCCUAUCUUCCGAUCAAAGCCAGGUCAAGAGAGUGAGCAAUGUCAGAAUGAAGGUAUGCUAGUAUUAAAGAACAAGGCACCUAGGUGGCACGAACAACUCCAGUGCUGGUGUUUGAACUUCAACGAACGAGUAACCGGUGGUUCAGUUAUGAAUUUUCAGCUGGUUGCUUCUCCAGAGGAGGGAAUUACUGAUGACGCUGAGAAUGAGAAUGUCAUUCUUGAGUUUGGAAAAGUAGGCGAAGAUUUAUACACAAUGGAUUACCAGUAUCCAAUCUCAGCCUUCCAAGCAUUUGCUAUUUGUCUUAGCAGCUUUGACACCAACAUUGCUUGUGAAUGA
Argentina anserina (silverweed cinquefoil) is the source of this 1140-nucleotide messenger RNA. Its product is annotated as tubby-like F-box protein 3. NCBI's taxonomy places the organism in Eukaryota, Viridiplantae, Streptophyta, Magnoliopsida, Rosales, Rosaceae. The record is from RefSeq and is a predicted model, not a curated record. The transcript has 3 exons. Gene Ontology annotation, molecular function: protein binding. Bases 1 to 1140 code for a protein of 379 amino acids.